Messenger RNA from Dioszegia hungarica, 2265 nucleotides. RefSeq lists its product as uncharacterized. The coding region runs from base 1 to 2265 and encodes 754 amino acids. The transcript is spliced from 9 exons. The record is from RefSeq and is a predicted model, not a curated record. Lineage: Eukaryota; Fungi; Basidiomycota; Tremellomycetes; Tremellales; Bulleribasidiaceae.
AUGUCAUCUUCAGCUUCAUUCGGACCAUACGCUUCUCCCAGCCUCUCCGCCGUCUCCGCCGUCUCCGGCACAACCUCAAGAACAACGCCCGUCGCUAUGUAUCGCGCCGCCAGCCACGUCGAGAGCCGACCGAGAUACAAUGUCGAGCCCAUGGUAUCGAACGCCUCCGUGCACUGGGCCCUGCUACACCGUUACGCCCGUGAUCCCGAGUAUGUCAAGGCGGUCAUACGGUCCUAUAUCGAAGUCAAGAAGGCCCGAGGUCGCUUGACCAAUGACAUAUCUAUGAAGCUUAAUUACAUCGAGCAGGAUCUACCCCAGCAUGCCGAGGCAUUCCACGCUGUCAGAGCCGAGUAUCGCCUUCCCCCUUCCCGGGUCCUGCCCGCCUCGACCCUCACGGCGUCCACCUCUCGGCUCUCCAGUAAUCCCUCGGUCUCCCGCAUCUCGCAAAGCACCCCACCUCACUCUCCCAGACGGUCCACGGACAGGCCAAGACCAUCAGCCGCUACUCCCCUCGCUCAGCCGUUGCCGGCGGAGUUCCGCGUGCGUCCGGAUGCUGGGAAUGAGGAGCUUCCUCCGCCCCCGUACGCCAGGCAGGACCCGGAACCGGACUCGACCAGGAUGCUGCAGGAGCGUCUGGCGGCCGAGGCGCAGGCGACUCUUCCACCUGAUACCGCCCCUCCGUCAUCGCCGGCACCUCGUCGCACCGAGCCGAUACAGGUCUGGCCUACCCCACCAGGUCCACCUCCUCAGACUCAAAACCAAAGAGCUGAACUGGGGACCCGCAGACCGUCCCAAGCUCAGAGACCGAUCUCCCCGCCGCAUCCCCCAGAAGACGAUGAGAUUGCGAGGGCGUACGAGGAGAACCAGCUGGAGGAGGCAAAGAGGGCGAGCAUGAUCGCCGAGAGGGAACGGCUGGAGGUGGAGGAGGCAAUGCGGCUGAGCAUGGCGGAUGCCGGGCCAAGCAGACCCAGCGGUCUGCCCCCGCAUAUCGAGACGGACGAGGGGCUGCAGCGGCGCGUCAGCUCGUACGCUCCAACCACACUCGCCAGUCCGCAACUCCCCCCUCCAAACCGGCGCGUCGUUUCGGACUACCAAGCUCAGCCCGAGCCCGACGUCCCCAGUAUGACGGCCGGAAUGAGCCAACUUUCCGUACCUGGCGGACCAUCCUUGAUGGACUUUGACGAGGGUAAUCCCUCGUUUGACCAACCGCCAAUGGUACCGCAAAAGACGGGCGCGGUGAUUCAAAGUCGGAACCCCUUCUUCCAUCCGAGUGACGAUCCCGGUCCAUCACUGCCGUCCACGCAGCUCGACCCUUCCCCGGUAAUGCGGCAAUCGUCGGAUUCGUCUUUCCGGGAUCAGGCGGGAUCAUCCCGGACGCUGACCAGCUACUCCGCACCGACCGGACGGGCGUUACCUCGGAUACCCAGGGCCGUUCCCACUCUGCCGGAAGCGUCAGAUAACGCGUCAGUCGCGGCUGAACAGCCCCUUACAAGCGCAGACGAUCCUGCAGCUACAACCGCGGAUGUCAAUGAUCCUCUCCACGCCCUCGAAUACUACCAAACUGUCUUCAUAAUAGACGACUCCCCGUCCAUCGCCGGAGAAGCGUGGCAAGUCGCUACCCAGGUCUUCUCGCAGGUCGCUCAUACUGCGAUGAAGUACAGCGCGGAGGGCAUAGACGUCUACUUUACCAAUAGCAAGCGGGUCGGGCGGGAGCUGAGGACAGCGGACGACGUGGAAGAGCUUCUGGCGGGUCUGCAAGCAAGGGGGACUGCAUCUACUGGUCAUCGCCUGAAAGCCAUACUAAGAGAUCAUACGGACCGUCUGACCCCUCCUGAUGUUACCUCACCCGGCCGGCAGCCCAGGCGAGAGACCAAGCCAAUGAAUCUGAUCAUCAUCACCGAUGGAGUUUGCGCUCGGUCAACCCUCCAGCGGAAACAGCAUGCCGAGCUGCAUUCCAUAUCACGCGCCGAGCUGAUCGACAAUGUCACCGAGGAUGAUCUCGAGGGCGUCAUUGUGCAGUGUGCAAAGGAGCUUGAUCGUGCCGGACAUCCAGCAUCGCAGAUUGGAAUCCAGUUACUGCAGAUCGGGCAGGAUCUUGAUGCCCGCGCGGCGCUACAAGAACUGGACGACGGUCUCGCAGGAACGUAUGGCAUACGCGACAUGGUGGAUCUAGUUGUGCAUGACGAGGCGGAGUUGUCGAUUGAGCGGAUCAACAAGGUGCUAUUUGGCGGGAUAGACCGGAAUUGGGAUGACUAUACUGCCUAG